CUCAGACUCAGACUCAGAGACUCAGACUCAGAGACUCAGACUCAGACGGAUCCUCGAGUUUAAAUAGAAUAUAAUAUAUAUAAUAGACCUACUGGAGGACCAGAGAGCUGCUAGCUGCUGUUAGCUCCUCGCCCCGGUACCCUGUAUCUGGUACCCGGGCUCUGGACUCUCCCUGGUACCCUGUAUCUGGUACCCGGGCUCUGGACUCUCCCUGGUACCCUGUAUCUGGUACCCGGGCUCCGGACUCUCUCUCGGUACCGUCUCAGCAUCUCUCCGGAUCCCUCCGGGUCUAGAGAACCAGGAGAACCAGGAAGAUGAUGGCUGCAGCUCUCAUCAAGGAGAUCGUGAGCAGAAACAAGAGACGAUACCAGGAGGACGGGUUCGACCUGGACCUGACCUAUAUCUAUCCCAACAUCAUCGCGAUGGGUUUCCCCGCCGAGCGUCUGGAGGGAGUCUACAGGAACAACAUCGACGACGUCGUAAAGUUUCUAGACUCAAAGCACAAGAAUCACUAUAAGAUCUACAACCUAUGUGCGGAGCGACAUUACGACACGUCAAAGUUCAGCUGUCGAGUCGCUCAGUACCCGUUCGAGGACCACAACCCGCCCCAGCUGGAGCUGAUCAAGCCGUUCUGCGAGGACCUGGAUCAGUGGCUGAGCGAAGACGAGCAGCACGUCGCCGCCAUCCACUGCAAGGCGGGAAAAGGUCGCACCGGCGUCAUGAUCUGCGCCUACCUGCUGCACCGAGGCAAGUUCCAGGAGGCUCAGGAGGCGCUGGACUUCUACGGAGAGGUCCGCACCCGGGACAAGAAGGGCGUGACCAUCCCCAGUCAGCGGCGUUACGUCCUCUACUACAGCUUCCUGCUGAGGAACCAGCUGCUGUACAAACCCGUCGCUCUGCUCUUCCACAAGAUGCUGUUUGAGACCAUCCCCAUGUUCACCGGAGGCACCUGCAAUCCUCAGUUCGUGGUCUACCAGCUGAAGGUGAAGAUCCACACGUCGAACCCCGCCAACACACGGCGGGAAGACAAGCUGAUGCUGUUUGAGUUCCCGCAGCCACUUCCUGUCUGCGGAGACAUCAAGGUGGAGUUCUUCCACAAGCAGAACAAGAUGAUGAAGAAGGAGAAGAUGUUCCACUUCUGGGUCAACACCUUCUUCAUUCCCGGGCCGGAGGAGAACCUGGACAGGCUGGAGAACGGCAGCGCCGGGACGCCGCGGGAACCGGCCGACAGAACGCAGCAGAACCCGGAGAGGAUGAUGAUGAUGAUGAUGACGGGAGGAGAACCCAACGACAGGGACUUCCUGGUUCUCACGCUGACCAAGAACGACCUGGACAAGGCCAACAAGGACAAGGCCAACAGGAACUUCUCCCCCAACUUCAAGGUGAAGCUGUAUUUCACCAAGACGGUGGAGGAAGGAGCCAACUCCGACGCCAGCAGCACGUCGGCCUCGGUGACGCCGGACGUCAGCGACAACGAACCGGAUCACUACCGCUACUCCGACACGACGGACUCGGACCCGGAGAACGAGCCGUUUGAAGACGACCAUCACAAUCAGAUCACGAAAGUCUGACACACACACACACACACACACACACACACACACACACACAUACAGAAUAUAUAUAUAUAUAUACAUAUGUAUAUAUAUAUUCUGUAUAUUUACACGCUCAUGAACCCCAAACUGAGACUGGCGUGUUGUUAGCUAAUGGGGAAUAUAACCAACGGACCACGACUGACCUACCUGCCCCCCCCCCCCCCCCUCCAAUCUUCUGCUCAAUGCACAGCUGGACAAUCACAUGACACGGCGGUCAGAGGCGAGGAGGGCUGGGGGGGGUAAAGGUGUGGGCGGGGCCAGGAGGCCGGGCGAACAGACAAUAAGACGGAUGAAUGGACAGACGGGAGGUUUAAAGAAUAAAACUUGAACAAACUGAGA
Molecule: messenger RNA, 1934 nt
Organism: Sebastes umbrosus (honeycomb rockfish)
Lineage: Eukaryota; Metazoa; Chordata; Actinopteri; Perciformes; Sebastidae
Gene: ptenb
Product: phosphatase and tensin homolog B
Exons: 9
Coding region: 315-1571 (418 amino acids)
Biological process (GO): regulation of phosphatidylinositol 3-kinase/protein kinase B signal transduction; phosphatidylinositol dephosphorylation; protein dephosphorylation
Cellular component (GO): plasma membrane; cytosol; cell projection
Molecular function (GO): protein tyrosine phosphatase activity; phosphatidylinositol-3,4,5-trisphosphate 3-phosphatase activity; inositol-1,3,4,5-tetrakisphosphate 3-phosphatase activity
Source: RefSeq, a predicted model, not a curated record